CCUGGCUGGGCCUGCGCAGAGCCUCUCUCGCCGCCAUUGUUUUCUGAGGCGCUUCCCCUGGAGCCGCGAAAAGAGAGAGAGAGAGAGAGCGAGAGGACAUGAGAGUUCUCUGGAGCCACCCCUGCCGUGAUGGGAAACGAACCAGCUUCUAGUCGAUAUUAAGGCAUUUGGAAACCAAAGUGCAGUAAGGAAACCAGUCCUCUAGGAAAAAGGAUUCCUCUCAAGGGGCUGAUCUUGCUGAAUUCCUACAUUCACUUUGGAUUAUAGAGUAGAACCAUAGAGUCGGAAGAGACUGCAUGAGGCACCCAGUCCAGGCCUCUGCCGUGCAGGAAAAGCGCAAAGUACCCCUGACAGAUGAGCAUCUAGCCUCUGUUUAAAGGAGGAGCCUCCACUGCAUUUUGAGGCAGAGAGUUCCACCGCUGAACAGCUCUUACAGUCAGGAAGUUCUUCUUAAUGUUCAGAUGGAAUCUACUUUCCUGUAAUUUGAACCCACUGCUGUGAGUAAUCAGAAAGGGAAAAACAAGAAUCAAGCAUCAAUAUUGGAAUUAAAUGUACAUAACACUGCUGACAUGGAGAAGAAAGCAUAUAAAUGUAUUGAAUGUGGAAAGAGCUUUAGUUAUAGUUCAACUCUACAAACACAUCAAAGGACUCACACUGGGGAGAAACCCUUCACAUGCCUGGAGUGUGGCCAGAGCUUCACUCAUAGUUCAUAUCUACGUAAACAUCACAGGAUUCACAUUGGGGAAAAACCCUAUAAAUGCCUUGAGUGUGGACAGAGUUUUACUCGGAAGGGAAGCUUACAAACACAUCAAAGAACUCACACUGGUGAGAAACCCUACAAAUGCCUGGAGUGUGGACAGAGCUUCACUUGUAGUUCAGGCCUACAUUCACAUCAAAGGACUCACACUGGGGAGAAACCCUAUAAAUGCCUGGAGUGUGAACAGAGCUUCACUCAGAGUUCAGCUCUACGUAGACAUCAAAGGACUCACACUGGGGAGAAACCCUAUAAAUGCCUGGAGUGUGAACAGAGCUUCACUCAGAGUUCAGCUCUACGUACACAUCAAUGGACUCACACUGGGGAGAAACCCUUUAAAUGCCUGGAGUGUGAACAGAGCUUCACUCGGAGUUCAGAUCUACAUUCACAUCAAAGGACUCACACUGGGGAGAAACCCUUUAAAUGCCUGGAGUGUGGACAGAGCUUCUCUCAGAGUUCAGGCCUACGUUCACAUCAAAGGACUCACACUGGGGAGAAACCCUAUAAAUGCCUAGAGUGUGAACAGAGCUUCACUCAUAGUUCAGGCCUACGUAGACAUCAAAGGACUCACACUGGGGAGAAACCCUUUAAAUGCCUGGAGUGUGGACAGAGCUUCACUCAGAGUUCAGAUCUACAUUCACAUCAAAGGACUCACACUGGGGAGAAACCCUUUAAAUGCCUGGAGUGUGAACAGAGCUUCACUCGGAGUUCAGGCCUACGUUCACAUCAAAGGACUCACACUGGGGAGAAACCCUAUAAAUGCCUGGAGUGUGAACAGAGCUUCACUGAUUGUUCAGGCUUACGUAGACAUCAAAGGAUUCACACUGGGGAGAAACCCUAUACAUGCCUGGAGUGUGGACAGAGCUUCACUCUUAGUUCAGGCCUACGUUCACAUCAAAGGAUUCACACUGGGGAGAAACCCUAUAACUGCCUGGAGUGUGGACAGAGCUUCACUCGUAGUUCAGGCCUACGUUCCCAUCAAAGGACUCACACUGGGGAGAAACAAUAUAAAUGCUUGGAGUGUGGACAGAGCUUCACUCAUAGUUCAGCUCUAUGUAGACAUCAAAGGACUCACACUGGGGAGAAACCCUAUAAAUGCCUGGAGUGUGGACAGAGCUUUGCUCAGAGUGGAACUUUACGUUCACAUCAAAGGACUCACACUGGGGAGAAACCCUAUACAUGCCUUGAGUGUGGACAGAGCUUCACUCAUAGUUCAAAUCUACACUCACAUCGAAGGACUCACACUGGGGAGAAACCAUAGAAAUGCAUGGAGUGUGGACAGAGCUUUUCACGGAAUAAGGUAAUACAGUAGAGUCUCACUAAUCCAAGAUAAACGGGCCGGCAGAAGCUUGGAUAAGCGAAUAUCUUGGAUAAUAAGGAGGGAUUAAGGAAAAGCCCAUUAAACAUCAAAUUAGGUUAGGAUUUUACAAAUUAAGCACCAAAACAUUAUGUUAUACAACAAGUUUGACAGAAAAAGUAGUUCAGUACAUAGUAAUGUUAUGUUGUAAUUACUGUAUUUACGAAUUUAGCACCAAAAUAUCACGAUAUAUUGAAAACAUUGACAACAAAAGUGGCUUGGAUUAUCCAGAGGCUUGGAUAAGGGAGGCUUGGAUAAGUGAGACUCUACUGUACAUCAUAGAAUCAUAAGAAUUUGCUCAGAGUGGAACUUUACGUUCCAUCAAAGGAUUCACACUGGGGAGAAACCGUAGAAAUGCAUGGAGUGUGGACAGAGCUUUUCUUGGAAUAAGGUUAUACAUAGACAUCAUAGAAUUCAACCUGGAGAGAAUGGUGUUAAUUGACACAAUUGACACAUUCUAACAUGUACAAAAGCAACUCUUGCACAUUUUGGAAAUUCAAGCUCAAAGUUGGAACAUUUCAUCACAUGUGGUGUAUUGUAGGAAGAUUGAACUAAAAUAUGUUCCAUUCUGGAAGUAAACAAGGUUACGUGAAACUAGAGUUUUAUAUGCUGAGAAUGUUGGAUGAUCAAUUAGAAUGAAAGCACGGGUAGUUACUGCGAGAUACUAAAGUAAGAAUUGACAGGGAUGGAAGGAAUGUUUUAUUCCAAAGCAAAAACAAUGGCUUAUGAAGACCUGCAAAUUAGCCACAACGAACAAACUGACAAUAACAUGGGCAAAUGUCAGUUGUAAUAGGUAUUAAUUGGAAGUGUGUUAUCACAAAUAGAAGUGUUGUUAUAUUAUAUUAUCGAAAGGGAGUAGAAUAAUGAGAGAUAAAAAUUAACAGAUAGAAUGAGGCUUUUAGGCACGUAUCCCUGUCUGUCUGUUAGUUCAGUUGUGUGUCUAUGUAGGUCACUGUUUUGCUAGUGUGUUAGUUUCUGAUUUAGUUUUGUAUUUCAUGUAGUAGUUAGUUUCAUGUUCAGUUGAAGCAUUAUAAAUUAUUUCUGCCUUCCUUGUAUUGUUUUUUUUAAUUUUUUAAUUUUCAAAAAAUAGGGUGAUUUAUAAGGGUCAAAACGGCUGAAACUGGAGAGGUGGGUAGAAAUGACUGACUUAUCGAUUUUCUGUAUUUGAAAACAAAUUGUAAUGCUUAGAACCGCUAUUGUGAAUUGUGAUGCAUGUUAACUAUAUAACUAUAUACAAUUGAUUAUAGACAUAUAAUUGACAUUGAAUCAGACAUGUAUACAAUAAAUUAGUCUUGAUGUAUCAAGGAUGUGUGUGUGUGUGUGUGUGUGUGUGUAAGGAACUGGAGUGUUUGUGUGGGUGCUUGUGAAGAACAGAAGAAACAGGCCUCAAAAGAAAAUGGAGUCCACGCAAAGUCUGACAUGGGAUGGACUUGGCGGGUGAAGCAAGGAAUCAGCAAGGCGUCUCUCACCUGGCAAGACGGAACGAGGGUCCAGGAAGGCCUAUCCGAAUAACCACGGGCAAUGAAGUGUGCAGCUGGCACCCCAUACGUCAUGCAGCCUGAGACUGAGCAUGUUUUGAAACCAGGCCGUAAGAACAGAAGGAACCGAAAGAAGGACGAAACUUUAGGCCAGGGGUCCUCAAACUUUUGAAGUGGGGGGCCGGUUGACGGUCCUUCAGACUAUUGGGGGGGCUGGACUAUGGUGAAAUAGUCCAAAAUUAGGAUUGUUGUUGUUGUGUGCCUUCAAGUCAUUUCAGACUUAGGACAACCCCAAGUCUAAAGUUCAGGACAGGGGCCAGGUCAAUGACCUUGGGGGCCGCAUCUGACCCACGGGCCUUCGUUUGGGGACCCCUGCUUUAGACUAUCAAAUGCAGGGGCCUCAAAGAUCCAGCACGCUUUCCGGAACCGCCGAGACCACGUCUGUCAGGAGAACGUGAUCACCUCUUCCGAGCAGGGCCUGUGCGUGAGAAUAUGGAUGUAUGGGUCUGCGUGUGGGUGAGAGCUCUCUCGGGAUGUGAUUUUGAUAGGAUUGUGAUGUGAUUAUCAAUAAAUGUUACAAUGAAAGUGUUAAAACCAAA
This is a messenger RNA of Anolis carolinensis (green anole), 4188 nucleotides long. Its product is annotated as zinc finger protein 420-like. Gene Ontology annotation, molecular function: RNA polymerase II transcription regulatory region sequence-specific DNA binding; DNA-binding transcription factor activity, RNA polymerase II-specific. Gene Ontology annotation, biological process: regulation of transcription by RNA polymerase II; urogenital system development; embryo development. The coding region runs from base 570 to 2015 and encodes 481 amino acids. The record is from RefSeq and is a predicted model, not a curated record. The transcript has 2 exons. NCBI's taxonomy places the organism in Eukaryota, Metazoa, Chordata, Lepidosauria, Squamata, Anolidae. Gene Ontology annotation, cellular component: nucleus.